This is a messenger RNA of Eublepharis macularius, 4579 nucleotides long. RefSeq lists its product as uncharacterized. The transcript is spliced from 6 exons. The record is from RefSeq and is a predicted model, not a curated record. The coding region runs from base 3095 to 4222 and encodes 375 amino acids. Lineage: Eukaryota; Metazoa; Chordata; Lepidosauria; Squamata; Eublepharidae.
ACGUUGGGGGAGGGUGUUUGUGGAUCUGAUGCUGUUUCACACGGAUAAGCUAGCAUUCAACAGUGUGCUGACCAUCUUGGCACCCCUGGGCUGUGCAAUGAUGAACCCUUUUUUUCACUUUCUCUCUUUGUGGAAACCCCUCCUGCUCACUUGAUGCCCACCAAACAGAACAUUUCUUACCAUGAUGUUAUAAAAAUUUAUUUCAAAACAGGAAUGGAACAAUGAGAAUUCACUCAUUAGAUCAUCAUUGAAUCUCUAAACAAAGCUUUCUAACAAACCAUGUUUCAUAGGAAUCCAGCACUUGCAACUGAAUGCAUGACACACCCAAUCAAGGCAAAACCAACAAGAAACAUUUUUUGAAACCGUGAGUCCAACCUCUGAACAUGCAACAAGUUCAACCACAGAUUUUUUCACAAUCAGACUGAAGAGUUUUUUAUAUUGUUAGAUUUCUCUGUUUCGAAACAUGUGGCGUGCAAGGGCAUCGCGCACCAACUUCCCCUCCUCCCGGUGCCUUCUGUCUCCCACAGGGAGUUCAAGAGAUUCCUCAUCCACCUCCACAGGCCUCACGGGAGAAUCAUCCUCUGGAAUGCCAUGACCUUUCAAUUCACAAAUGUUAUGUAGCACCACACACGCGGUAGCUAUGCAGGUCACAUUCUCCUCCGCAACCAUAAGCUGUGACCUCAAACACCUCCAGCGCCCCUUCAAACGUCCGAAACAUCUUUCCACUAUGGUCCUAGCUCUGGUGAGGCAGCGGUCAAAGUAUGCUUCUGCGGGAGUGUGGGGCCUAUUGAAGGGCUUCAUCAGCCACCUUCUCAUGGGGUAGGCUGCAUCAGAUAUGAUGAGUGGUGGCACGGUUACACCCUCUAUUGUAAGACUGGGGUUGCCUGGCACAAACACCCCCGCAUCCAUUGCCGUACAAAUUGCAGAAUUCACAAAAACAAAGGCGUCAUGGUUCCGCCCACUCCAGCCAACCUCUGCAUCAAUGAAUCUUCCAGUAUGGUCCACCGUGCCCUGGAUGAGAAUGGAAUUGAAUUUCUUGCGGUUGAUGUACUCCCGUCCACGGCCUUUAAAUUUGCAAAUGGCAACAUGGGUGCCAUCAACUGCACCAAUGCAAUGAGGAAAGCCAAGUUUCUGAAAUCCAGACAUAAUCUGCAAUGAAAGAGAAAAAAACAAGAUUGCUGUUAGAGAGAAUCCCCUCUUUCUCCCACCGCCUAUAUUCAUAAUCUCCUCACUACAGCGCUGAGGCAGUCUCACAUCUCCAGAAUCCAGAGGAGUUAGCCAUAGUCUGUACUAGUGAAAUAAAAAAGAGUACAGUAGAACCCUCAGCACUUGCAAAUUUUACUGUAGCUCAAGCUUUUGAGAAUCACAGUUCGCUUGUUCAAACGCACAAGAAAAAAGGGAACCGCGACUCUCGAAAGCUCAUGGCACGAUAAAAUUGGUUUAAAGGUGCAGCUCAUUGCCUACAUGUCAGCAACAUAGUUUUUUGUGCUUCAAAUUGUAAUCUUUGACCAGUACAGUUUGAAUGGAGACUGUUACUCUGGGAGAUGAGUGCGUACUCACCCUCGCCACAUCAGGUCCAAGGCACACGACUCUACUGAGUAGCUCCAAUUCUAUCGCCAAGCAGACCUCCAAGACGAUUCCUGCCACUGUUGAAAUACCCACUCCGAAUUGGUUCAUGCAUUGACGGUAAGUCGAACAGUUGGCAAGAUACCAAAGUGCUAUGGCGACUCUCAUCUCCACAGAGAUUGGAUUGCGAAGUCUGGUGCGCUGACGGGAAAGACGGUGCCCUAUGGAAUGAACCAAUUCAUUGAAAGUCUCCCUGGUCAUACGAAAAUUUUCAAUCCACAGCUGGUCAUCCCAUAUGGCAGUGACGAAAUUGUCCCACCAGUCCCUGCUACGGGGAUAAAUCCAGUAGCGACGGGGGACUCUGAUUCCGGCUACAGCGAGAAAACGUGCUCUGUUCAUUGCUGUUCUCCUUGUUCUCCAUAAAGGCGGAGGUAUGCACCUCAGUGCAAGUGAUUUCCUAAGCAUUCUCCUUCUUCUAACCACUCGCAUCCAGUAACUGUUGCAGGCAUCGAUCGAUCGCUGAAUAUAGAUAAAGAUGAUGUGAAGCAAGGCCAGUGCCAAUGCUCGGACCGCAGACAUAAUUCAGCAGAAUAAAAUCGGGCUCAAAAAAUCCUCCGCAAUUCCAAAGUAUGCCGUGAGACAAAUGUGUUCACAAGAGUGGAGAACGCACAGUUCCAAGGAAAACUCCCGCCCAAGUUGGCCAGCCUAUCAUCGUGGCCACAUUUUUGGCGGGAGAAAAAUCAUGACUUCCUAGAGGGGAGGAAGGACAUUUGCUAGGGAUAGUUGUGCUUGUGUCUUUUAGGGCAAAGAGCAUAGAGUAGACUUGCAGGAGCAGAUUGACCAGUUCUUCCACUCAAAUGUCGCGAUGACUACACAUGUGAUGGAGCAAAAUUAAGAGGGGCGGAUUACAGUGGAUUGAUGUGUUGACCCCCUCCCCAGUCCAGUUUUCCUGACUCUGAAACACCUAAAAAAAAAAAAAUAGCGGUAUGUAUGUUUUGUGAAGUAGCGCUUUGUUUUAUUAAAAAAAAAGUACUCGGUCCCGUUUUUUUCAAGCACAAGGAAUGCAGUCAGUCUAAAGCGUUGUGUGAUUCUUUGCCCUGUCAAUUCGCACACGCACCACUGUCUUGUUCGGUUCCCACAAUUUCUUUCCCCUUUACUAGUCACGUGAUGGAAAAGAAAUCGAGUUUCACGUUCAUCCAUCCACGAAAGAGUAAAAAACGGUGCGGUAGGGUAGGAAAUCUUGUCCUAGAUUUUUUUUUAAAAUGGUUUAUCUGUGUUCACCACGAAUUAAACAAAAAUACACUUCAAUGUCACAGUCACAAGUCCACACGCUUCUGAGAAAUUAUCAUAAGCCUCCACUUGAUCUGUCCACCAAAAUAAAUUUUUACUUGAGAACAUUCCAUGUUUUUGGCGGGCACUAAGACGAUUGGCUAAAAUCGUUGAGGGGGCGGGCGGAUGAAAUGGGAGACCAAUCACUCUUGAGAGAACUUUUUGGAAUUUGUGUGUGGCGCAGUUCACUUGGUGCAAAAUGAUUUCCCGGCGUCAUGGAAAUGUCUGGGAAGUGGAGGAGGUAUCUCUUCUUCUGAGGGUUGUUCGGAGGAGUGGGCAUGCAUCUCGGUUAAUGGCCAGCACGCAAUCAAGCAACCGCGGCAUCUAUCGAUUUCUUUCAAGAGUGCUACGCAGUCGCGGAUUUCAUCGAACGGCCAACCAGUGUCGAAGCAAAUUCCAAAAACUGAAGUCCGAUUUCAUUUCAUCAAUGGAGGCACUGCAAUGCAUUCCUAGAAGCAGUCGUAGAAUUAGGGUGCACAACGCGAUGAUGCUAAUCUGGAAGGCGGCAGGGAGGCCUCGAUGUCAAGAAAGACCUCAUGAUGAGAUUAUCUGUGAAAGAGCAGUCAAGAUUGAAGAAACUUCAUCUGAGGAUGAUGAGAAUUCAGAAACUGUUGCAGUGGAAUCAUCAAGUGCAGCAGAAUCUGAUGCGCAAGCCUAUGCACCUCUUGGAGUGACAACUGAAGACCCAGCAAAGAUCAAUACAGCAGCAGUUCCUCAAGCUUCAGAGAGAGAAAGAACAGAUGACAGUGGAUCUCAUUGCCUAGAAACUGAAGAAACCGUAAUCGUUAUAUCUUCCGGCAGUAGUCACGAAGAAGCAACUGAUGACAUGACUGCUCCUGAAACCAUAAUGCCCGGAGAUGUAUCUCCACAACCGAGUACCUCAGCUUCUUUAGCAACACACAGUGGUGCCGCAGUGAGAAAGUAUGCCAUGAGCGCUGAGCACAAACUUCACAUAAUUGAGGAAACAACUUCUUCUGAUGCUGAGGAUGAGGACAGAAACGCCGUUGAGGAAGGCAGAACCGAGGAUGCAGAGGGAACUCCAGUUCUCUCAUUUUCCACAGGUGAUACUUCAGCGGGAGGUUUGCGUGACAUGAUGCCAAAUAAAGACCAAUCCGCUGAUAUUGGCGAGAUCUAUCGUAGUAUGCAGGGAAUACAAUCUCUAUGUCUAUCAAGAAUGGGAAGAUACCAUGAAAGAAUAUGCCGAUUGGAGAGAAACAAUAGAAGCCUUCACAAAGAACUGAGUUCUCUAAAGAAAAAGGUUUCUGCACUUGAGCGAGGUCAUCGUAGCUCAGGAUCAGAGCAAUCAGGAGAUGACAAGAAGAAUUAGCCAGUGUUAUGUCAGCUUGAAGAAUGUUUAAGCAAUAUUUUAGUUUGUUUCAGAAAGAAAAAAAAUGUAUGUUUAAAAAUAACGUAAUGGAAGGAAAGAUUACAAUUGACAACUCUCACAUGUCAAUUAUUUCCAGUGCUUUAUGAAUCAUGUUGAAGUUGUUUGCAAUGUGGAUAAUAAUUUCUCAUGAACAGCAAAAGCAAGAUCUUAUUUUCAUUUUUUUCUAAUCACUGUGUGGUUCUAAUGUCAUGCAAAAUUGGAAUUUUGAAUCAGUGACAAGAUUUUUGUUCCUUGGUGUUGGGAAGUCUGUGUUAUUUGUUUCUGAUAAAUAAAUCUGUUUUCAAUGUUAAAAAAUAA